CAGAGCAGCCGAGUCAUCGAUGUCAGCAGGCGACAGCGGCGAGCGCCGAAUCCUCGAGUCCGCCCGGAAAAGGGGCCAGGCCGGGCCGGGCCAAUCAGGGCCGGGGGCCGGCGGGGUUGUGGAGGGGGGAGUUUGGACUUGGGAGCUUUCUAAACGUAGUGUAACAUUUCAAUGGCUACCCAGAUGACUGAUGGUCAUCGACGGUUCCUGCAGGUGCUGAUGUCUCAUGGAAUAAUGGAAGGGUCGGUGGCUAGAACAUUACACAGGGACUGCUGUGAAAUCCAUAAAGUCUACUAUGCUCAUGAUAAGCUGGAUGACUUCAUCAAUGUCGUUAACAUCCAUCUGCAGCCUUUCUUUAUGCAGAUCCGGAAAGGAAUGUCUGAAGAUGAUGGGAAAACAUAUUACGCAUUGGUGAAUCUGGCAGAAACUGAAAUAACUAAGAUGGCAUCUGACUAUACAGAAAAUGAGUUAGAAUUGUUCAGAAAAACUGUAAGUACUAUGGAUGCGAUCAUCGUAUCAGAAAAUGGCUUUGCAUCUUCCACAAAUAUUUUAAACCUGGCUGACCAACUUAAAAUAAAGAAAAUGAAGAAAAAGGAAGCAGAGCAAGUGCUGCAAAAUUUGGUGCAGGAUAAGUGGCUCUCUGAACGAGAUGGGGAGUACACCUUGCACACUCGCUGCAUAAUGGAGAUGGAGCAAUACAUCCUCAGCAACUACCAAGACUUGGUGAGGAAAUGUAACAUCUGUCACAGCCUCGCCAUUCAGAGUCAAGUAUGUGAAACCUGUGGAAUUGGAAUGCACUUGCCUUGUGCUGGAAAAUAUUUCAAAGCUCAGAUGGAACCACACUGUCCCCACUGUAAUGAGUUUUGGCCACAUGAGAUUCCAGAGAUAAAUCGGCCAGAUUCCCAGUUGCCUUCAAGUGCCCCGAGGGAGAGGAGAGGAACCUCAUCCUCAGGAACAAGGCGGCGUUAGAAAGACCAGCUUCAGUUAAAGCAGCCAUUUUCUUUCACUGUUUUACAGAUGAGCCCAAUUGCAGUUUACUUCAGCGUUAGUGUAAAAUGUGUCAUUCUGAAAGUAGGAAUGCCCAGGGAACAAAGUCAAUUUUCUUUUUAUGGUUUGUUUAUACUUUGCUAAAACCUUGCUAGAAGUUUGAAAAUAAAACUGUUCUGACCUUG
This is a messenger RNA of Caretta caretta (loggerhead turtle), 1172 nucleotides long. It is a transcript of the gene NSMCE1, whose product is annotated as NSE1 component of SMC5/6 complex. Gene Ontology annotation, cellular component: Smc5-Smc6 complex; nucleus. The record is from RefSeq and is a predicted model, not a curated record. NCBI's taxonomy places the organism in Eukaryota, Metazoa, Chordata, Testudines, Cheloniidae. Gene Ontology annotation, biological process: double-strand break repair via homologous recombination. Gene Ontology annotation, molecular function: ubiquitin-protein transferase activity.